UACCUCAGCUGCUCACUUUGCAGAAAAGUCAGACCCAAACGCUGCCCAGCUCGGGCUGCCCCGCUCUCCAAAGCCAGCUGGUCUGGCUUAGCAGCGCUGCUUUUACUCACCUUUUUUAUUUUCUAUUUGGUUUCGGCUCAUCUUGUUUGAUACAAGGGACCGAGUGAGCAAACCCACAGCUGGAGCUGCUGGGAAUCCUUCCAGGUGAAGACAGAAACAGAAAGCACUGGUGCUUACUUACUCACUGACAGCCCGGGAAGCGCGUGCUCUGCUCCGAGAGGAGACGACUCGCUGGAUGGACUGAAGUGAACCGCUGGACGGAGACACGCUGCAAGCAGGACGUGGCGUGACGAAUCAUGCGGGACUGAGCGGGAGGUUCCAGCCAGCAAAUUUGAGACUGAGAAGAAAAAACCAUUUGAGGAGCUGGAAGUGGAUUGAAGGAGGCAUUAAGAAGCAACGUUUGUGAAAGAAAAGAAGAAGCAUAAGUGGGAAAAUCGCAACGAUGGGGAGGAAAAAGAUUCAGAUUGCACGAAUAAUGGAUGAAAGGAACAGACAUGUGACAUUUACAAAGCGCAAGUUUGGCCUGAUGAAGAAAGCCUACGAGCUGAGCGUCCUGUGUGACUGUGAGAUCGCUCUCAUCAUCUUCAACAGCACCAACAAGCUGUUCCAGUACGCCAGCACCGACAUGGACAAGGUUCUGCUCAAAUACACCGAGUACAACGAGCCACAUGAGAGUAGGACCAACUCGGACAUUGUGGAUACUCUACGGAAGAAGGGUUUAAACGGCUGUGAAAGCCCCGACAUUGAAGCUGACGACUCUGCUGGCCAGAGCCCAGAGUUAGACGACAAGUACUGCAAACUCAACGAAGACAUCGAUCUGAUGAUCAACCGGCAGAGAAUCUGUGGUCUGCCUCCCUCUGGCUACGACAUGGGGGUGACCCUCCCAGGCAGCAAUCCCAGCGGGCUUCUGUACUCUCACCAGGCCAUAGGGGGCGCUGUGGGUAAUCACAACUUGCUGCCCAUCUCACACUCAUCCUUGCAGAGAAACACUAUGUCCCCCCAACGACCCUGUAGCACUGGGAAUGCAGGGCUGAUGGCUUCUGACCUUCCCAACACUGUGGUCUCCAGCGUGGGAAAUGGCAACUUCAGCUCCCACUGCAGUUCCCCCGGCCUCAUGUCCCCGGCCGGCGUCUCUAAGAACAUGCAGGACAAGAGUCCUCCUCACCUGGGCAUGAGCCACAAGCCUGACCUCCGCACACUGAUGCCGCCCUCCAACAAGUGCUCCAUCAUGCCAACGAACCAGAGAAUAAAUCACUCACAGACAGCUCAGACUCUGUCCACCCCUGCAGUGUCCAUCGCUGCCUCUGGGAUUGGUGGUUAUCCCUCUGCCAUCUCCUCCUACAGCACAGAGUUUUCCCUCGGCAGCGACCUGUCCUCCCUGUCUGGGUUCGGGGGCUCGGGUCUGGGAUCAGUGGCGAGCUGGCAGCAGCAGCAGCUGCAGAACCUCCAGCACUCUGCGCUUGGACACAUGGGAAACUUGUGCCAGAACUCCGGCCUGGACGUCGGCGUUCACAACAACCUCCACAUUAAGUGCGAGCCGGCCUCUCCUCCCAGAGACCGGAGCCUAGGCAUGGGCGGGGUCGGACUCAGAGGAGGCGUCAACACGGCCGGAUACGCCCUCGGCGCCGGCCGGGGGCCCCACGAAUCCGGCAGUUCCCCUGGCGACAGCGCCUCCAGCUGUGGCAGCUCGUACGAAGGCAGCGAGGAGCGCGAGGAUCACCACGGCAACGAUAGCUUCCUACUGCAGCCGCUGCCCAGUCAGGAGGAACGUCACAGCCCGUCAGUAAAACGGAUGAGGCUAUCAGAAGGCUGGGCCACAUAAUGGGAGGAAGCAUCUCCACAGGAACGGGGGGGAGUAAAGUUACCAUAUAGUGUUAUUAUUAUUAUUAUUAUUAUUAUUAUCACUAUCAUAUUCUCCUUGUACUGAAUGCAUGUGCUUUAUGUUUAAUGGUGGUCUGUAGUUGAGGUGGCUGGUUUUGCGAUGUGAGGUCAGGAUCAGCACACAUCACCUGAAGAACAAAACUCUCAAGUUUUAUCUGUGUGUCACAACAUUCUGAACAUAAAUCAUAUGAAAUAUUAAUUUAUUCAAAAUCUGGUAAAAUACACCUAUGCAGCUUUUUGUGUACCACAAUAACAGCUUUCUUCUUGCCAAUAGUCCAUAAAGUUUCAGCCGAUAAUCGACAGAUCCCAGCUGAUAUGAGGAUCUCCACAGCUCCUCCAGAGUCACCAGGAGCCUCUGCAUAAUGCUGCCACUACCAGCUAGCUGAGCUGGGCGAACAUGUGCAGCUGCUCCAUCCUCUUGUUUAGUCCCUGCUCUGACCAGACGUGUAUUUUGGUAUUGUCUAACUACGGCUGCAGCUAACGACUAUUCUAGUAAUCCAUUAAUCAGAUUUAAAAAAUGCCCAAUCUUUUAUUUUACCACUUCAGCUUAUUUUAUAUAAUGUUGGAAAUACAUGAAAAAUAUACAAAUGAACAAAAUUAUAUGACUUUUUAUAGGAAAAUAUACUUUUUAAGCCUAAAAUGCAUGAGCAUCAUUACUCAUCUGCAGCUGAAAUAAAACAUCUGACAUGAACAUGUGGAAAGCUCAGACUGUUCCAUCGUUACAGUGUCAGACUCAUCGGCUGAUUAACAUUUGGAGAGCAAAAGGUGCUUAAGAGGAGAUUUAUUUUAUUUUUUUAUUUAUUUUUAUUUUUUUGCAGAAUUUGAACCAUGUGAAGCUAAAAAUGCCAGUUAUGUUCUGGGUAGAUCAGAUUUUUCUAUCUUAAAUCCAAGUUGCAGAUGUCUUCAUACAGGGUUUGGUUUAGUUCCUGCUUGAGUGUUUUUUCUUUCUUUCAGCAGUUGGCCUGUUUGAGAGCCAGUUAACAAUUAAUCAAUUAGUAGAUUAGUUGACUAUUAUUUCAAUAAUCGAUCAAUCAUGAUUAAUCCAAUUAAUCUGAUUAAUUGUUUCAGCCCUAAAUAUAACAGUAGUUUAUCCUUCUCCUGAAUUUUCUUUCUGUUCUGCCUAUUUGUAAAAAUAAGCUCACUUUAAUCAUGUCUUCCCUUUAUUGGACCCAAAGCUCAAACUUUCUCACAAGAAUGUUUUGACACAGGAGUAAAUCUUGAGAAUGUUUGUAUUUUAUAUAUAUAUUUUUUUGAUGUAAGCUGAUAGAUGAGACUUUCACCUGAGGCCAUCUUCCGCGAGGAGGUUUGACGGUGUACAUUUACUGCUUGUUUUCAGUGUGUGUUUAGGUAGCGUGGGGAUUAUAAGUGAGUUUCUCAUGUAUGCAAGCUAAAGAAGAGGUCAAAGUGAAGAAGUCUGGUACUCUGAACAGUGAAGCUACUGGCGAGUUUGAACGUGGAUCCGAGCUGAUGCUCUUGCUCCACGGCUGUCAUACAAAUAAAUGCUUCUAAACGUAUCGCACAAUUAAACGAGAACAGGUUAAAGGGCAAAGAAGCCGCUGAAAAAAGUAGGAAAAGACUUAAAGAGGAGGGUAGGUGCUGAGCGGGGGAUUCUCCACUAACAGUAACCACAGGAAGAGCCUGCUGGUCCUGUUAUUGGAAAGGUUGAGGACAGGCGGAGGUGUUGAGAUGGCUGCUGAGAGGUCUAAUGGAGUCAAGGCAACAGGUUGCUUAGAAAAAAAAUGUUUUAUUGAUUCUACUUGGGAUUGAGAUGCUCAGUUUUUGAUGAGUUUUCUGAGUCUGGUGGCAAAAAACAAAAAUAUAUAUAUAUCAGGAUAGUCAAAACGUCAGGAGCACUUUGGGCUGGAUCUGACAGGAAGCUAACAAAAUGAACCACUACAGAAUGUUAACACACAACGUUUCCUCUAGUCCCUACUGACUGCUGGGUGUACGCUGAAACCAAAGCUAACGAGACAGUAAAGGCUUAAAUAGUAAUAAAAACAACUGGACAAUACAGAAAGCCAAGCUAAGUUGAAUGUGCUGACAUCUAGAGGCCACUUUAGAAGUUGCAGCCUCUCUAUUUGCAGAGUUGACGGUUCUGACAGCAGCAGAACUGUCAGGCUUGUUUCCUCUACAUGUUUGUGGGCUGCUUUGGUCUUCAAAGAAAAGCCAACAAGAAGCAAAAUGUUUCUAUCAAAAGUAGACAUUAAAUAUUUUUCUCUUUGUUUUGUAGAAUGGUUAAAUGGUUGUCUCCUACAGCACUAAACAUUCUGAGCAUUUAUCGUAUCGUUGAUCAUUUAUCAUGAUAAAUUUAUUGCCAUGAAUUUGACAUUAAUUAAAUGUUAAUUAAUAACUAUUAAUUCUGAAUUAAUAAUAUUAUCAAUUAUUCAAUUAAUAAUAUUUAAAACCUCCCAAAACUGUUCAUAUUGUUGGCAUUGUUAGUUUUACAAUUUUCUCCACGGUUUGUUCAUUGAGAGUAUCAAUAAAUUUGAAAAUAUGAUUAAAUGCAGUUACAUGCAAUUACCUAAAAAAGAAGGGAUAAAUAGUGCUUUUCAGUUUUGUUUAUCACAAAAUAUUGUAUUAAAACUUUAAGUCCACGUCACCCACCCCUUUCCAAAGCACAAAAUGACUCAGAUGGUCAUCCAAAUUGGUCUUCAGACACUAAAUAAUCCAGUCAUUUAAGGUUAGUUCUAAAUAGUCCGUUUCCUGUGUGUUUGAAUGGGUUCAUGCUGUGUAACUUCCUCUGUUGUGGUUCGUUUUCAGUUUUCUGUCCAGUCCACAUGAAGUCAGGCGUCACAGUGACGGGUCAGAGUGGGGAGCUAAAAAGCCAUAACAUACAGAACAGAGAUGCUUUACUGCACCAACCUGCAGGUGUGUUUAGAGACUAAAGGUUCCUUUGUUACUAUAGAAACGGGAUGUUUUAUUGAACGGUCUAAGUCUCCAUAUACACACGCAACAGGAAGCACAAGGUUUUGACGGCUGGUGUCAGACCUGGCUGCUCACCUUACUGGGCUUUUUCAUUCACUCAGGUCAUUUGGUCCAGAAAUGUCCCAUUACUACUGUACAGUUUCAGUAAUAGCUACUGUAACUGUAAAUGUAACUACAGGGUUGGUUCCCAAACCAAACAUGGAAAACAAAAUCCAAUGAAAAAAACCCAACGGAACAUUCCCAUCCUCAGUCAGAGAAACUAUUUUAGCUGCUUCUAGAUGUAGCAGACUAGCAGUGCACCGUAUUAUCUUCAAGAAGUCUGACCCGUCGAUUCCCAUUUUGGCCGUUAUCUAUCUUUUUAUCUGAAAAGUUGCUAAAUGCAGCAAGAAUGUCGCUAAGUUGGCAACAAUUGGGUGACUAUUGUCAACUGCAAACGUGCAGACAUGGUGGGCGGGUCUGUCAGCCAAACAUCAGCAGAGGACACUGCUGGUGUUUUUGGAUCUCUGCUGAGGUAGAUAAAAAUCGACUUCAUAUGUAAAUAUCAUCCGAUCUCCCAAAGUUAAGGAGAUCGGAGCCGAUUUAUCAGCUGGUUUAUUUAUUAAUAUUCUAUUUAUUAGUUAUGGUGCCUUGCUGGAGGUUGGGACUCUGAUUUAGGAAUGAGUUCCUGUUUAGCUUUUGAAAUUAAAACUUAUUAAUUCUCCAAGUCCAAAUAAAACACCAAUAAUUUUCCCUGUUGCCGUGUUUCAGCCGGUCUGACACCAGCCACACAUGGAGGUUGUUCCAACUGGACAUACAAUAUCAUCCCUAUUAGAGUUUUCCUUUUGCUUUUCUUUCCGUUUUUUUUUUUUUUUUUUGUUCUGUGUUUUGUUUUUCUUUCUGUGUAUUGAUUGAAAAGACAGAAGUGGCUGAGGGUUCAAAUUUGAAUAUUUUGGCUUAAAACUGUAUAUUUGGAGCUCGACCCCUCAGCUACUCUUCACUUUUUCUGCUCUGCGCCUGAAUUCUCUUAGAAAUUCAGAGAGGUACUUCUCUCCUCCAUCUCCAUAAGUCAGGAUGGUCGUCUAAAACCUAAAAGAUGUUAGACACACAAAAAAGUCGGGAGCUCAUUCCUGGACUCCAGGUGGCGCCAGCUAAUUGCAGAUGAAAAUAGAAGGCUGGCUUUAAAAGGAAGAGAGAAUGUAAGCUAAGCAGCGUGAAAAACUUCAAAUCAAAUCUUUGUAUUAUUUCUGGAACCAGUUUCGGUCUGGACCUCUGUCAGGUACCUACAAAGCUCUGAUUAAAUUGUUAAAAAAAAAAGUUGUACUUAAUUAUUUUUUUUUUUUAUCUGACCAGGUUGGUGAAUCUUUUAUGAACAAAAGAAACGUAAAAGUUUGGCCUGCAUUCUCCCCUCAUCACAGGCUUUCCGGAUGUACUGAGAGGUUGUUAGCGGCAUGAGCUGGCCUUUUGUCGCCACCUGACUCACCGACCAACCAAGUGCACAUGGGUUGUCGCAGAGCUCCCUCACUCAGAACUGUGGUAGUGUUUGUAUUUUGCAGAAAAAUAAAAAUGCUCAUGUUUUUGUUCCA
Molecule: messenger RNA, 6428 nt
Organism: Gambusia affinis (western mosquitofish)
Lineage: Eukaryota; Metazoa; Chordata; Actinopteri; Cyprinodontiformes; Poeciliidae
Gene: mef2ca
Product: myocyte enhancer factor 2ca
Exons: 11
Coding region: 503-1882 (459 amino acids)
Biological process (GO): positive regulation of transcription by RNA polymerase II
Molecular function (GO): protein dimerization activity; RNA polymerase II cis-regulatory region sequence-specific DNA binding; DNA-binding transcription factor activity, RNA polymerase II-specific
Source: RefSeq, a predicted model, not a curated record